CGAGAGGAGGAGGAGGAGGCAAAGGGAGGGAACCCGGUCCCUGCGCCAGGGCCUUCGGCCAGAGCUUUUUCCAUGUGGAGGCUCUUUCAAUGGACGUGUCCCCGCGUGCUUCUUAGACGGUCUGCGGUCUCCUAAAGGUCGACCAUGGUGGCCGGGACCCGCUGUCUUCUAGCGUUGCUGCUUCCCCAGGUCCUCCUGGGCGGCGCGGCCGGCCUCAUUCCCGAACUGGGCCGGAGGAAGUUCGCCGCAUCUCCUGGCAGCUCCUCGUCCCAACCCUCGGACGACGUCCUGAGUGAGUUCGAGUUGCGGUUGCUCAGCAUGUUCGGCCUGAAGCGUAGACCCACCCCCAGCAGGGACGCCGUGGUGCCCCACUACAUGCUGGACCUGUACCGCCGGCACUCGGGCCAGCCGGGAGCACCAGCCCCCGACCGCCGACUGGAGAGGGCAGCCAGCCUCGCCAACACGGUGCGCAGCUUCCACCACGAAGAAUCUUUGGAAGAACUGCCAGAAACAAGUGGAAAAACAACCCGGCGAUUCUUCUUUAACUUAACUUCUAUCCCCACUGAAGAGUUUAUCACCUCAGCAGAGCUUCAGGUUUUUCGGGAACGGAUGCAGGGAACUUUUGAAAACAAUAGCAGUUUCCAUCACCGAAUUAAUAUUUAUGAGAUUAUAAAACCUGCCACAGCCACCUCGAAGUUCCCUGUGACCAGACUUCUGGACACCAGGUUGGUGAAUCAGAAUGCAAGCACGUGGGAGAGUUUUGAUGUCACCCCUGCGGUGGCGAGGUGGACUGCCCAGGGACUCACCAACCAUGGCUUCAUGGUGGAAGUGGCCCACUUAGAGAACCAAGGUGUCUCCAAGAGGCACGUUAGGAUUAGCAGGUCUUUGCACCAAGGUGAGCACAACUGGUCACAGAUAAGGCCACUGCUAGUAACUUUUGGCCACGAUGGAAAAGGACAUCCUCUCCACAAAAGAGAAAAGCGUCAAGCAAAACAUAAACAGCGCAAACGCCUGAAGUCCAGCUGUAAGAGACACCCUUUGUACGUGGACUUCAGUGACGUAGGGUGGAAUGACUGGAUUGUAGCCCCGCCGGGGUAUCAUGCCUUUUACUGCCAUGGGGAAUGCCCUUUUCCCCUGGCUGAUCACCUGAACUCCACUAAUCACGCCAUUGUGCAGACGUUGGUCAACUCAGUAAACUCUAAGAUUCCUAAGGCGUGCUGUGUACCAACAGAACUCAGUGCUAUCUCCAUGCUGUACCUUGAUGAAAAUGAAAAGGUUGUAUUAAAGAACUAUCAGGACAUGGUUGUGGAGGGUUGUGGGUGUCGUUAGCACAGCAAAAUGAAAUAAAUAAAUAAAUAAAUAUAUAAAAAAAAAAAAAAAAACACCAAGUUGACACUUUAAUAUUUCCCAAUGAAGACUUUAUUUAUGGAAUGGAAUGGAGAAAAAAACCGGCUAUUUUGAAAAUAUAUUUAUAUCUACGAAAGGAAGUUGGGAAAACAAAUAUUUUAAUCAGAGAAUUAUUCCUUAAAGAUUUUAAAAUGUAUUUAGUUGUACAUUUUAUAUGGGUUCAACCCCUGCACAUGAAGUAUAAUGGUCAGAUUUAUUUUGUAUUUAUUUACUAUUAUAACCACUUUUUAGGAAAAGAAAUAGCUAAUUUGUAUUUAUAUGUAAUCAAAAGAAGUAUUGGGUUUGUACAUACUUUUCCAAAAAUGGUAGUUGUGUUUAGUUGUGUGUAUUUAAGAUGAAAAGUCUACAUGGAAGGUUACUCUGGCAAAGUGCUUAGCACAUUUGCUUAUUUGCAGUGCUACUGUUAAGGUCACAAGUUCAAGUCCAGAAAAAAAAAGUGGGUAAUCCACUCUGCUGACUUUCAAGAUUAUUAUAUUAUUCAAUUCUCAGGAAUGUUGCAGAGUGGUUAUCCAAUCCAUGAGAACUUACAUCCUUAUUAGGUGGAAUAUUUGGAUAAGAACCAGACAUUGCUGAUCUAAUAUAGAAACCCUUCUCCCACCCCUUAAUCUGUAGAAAGAACAAAGCAGGACCAAUAGAAAUAACUGGGAAAAUUAUGAACCUGCAGGAAAGUGAAUGAUGAUUUGUUGUUCUUCUUUCCUAACCUAGUGAUCCCUUCAGAGGGGCUGGUCUGGCCAAAGUACUAAAUAAAACAUGAGAUUUCUUCAUUAUUGAUAUUGUGGUAUAUUUAAAAUUGAUAUCUAGUGGCCCUCAUGGUUGGAAAUUGAUUUGUGUUUAAAUUAACUUUUAUCUCGUCCGGGAGCGCUUUGUGCUCGUAAGGACCUAAUUUUCUAACUUUGCUCAAUACACAGCAGAAUCGUGCCCAUCAUGUUUUCUUCCCAUCCCUAUUUUCUGUGUGAUCAGCUUAUGUUUCUUUCCUAGGCUAUGGUUUCAAACACAUUUCUCCAAAUGUUAAACCUAUUUCAGAUAAUAAAUAUCAAGUCUCUGGCAUUUCAUUUUA
Messenger RNA from Manis javanica (Malayan pangolin), 2464 nucleotides. It is a transcript of the gene BMP2, whose product is annotated as bone morphogenetic protein 2. Lineage: Eukaryota; Metazoa; Chordata; Mammalia; Pholidota; Manidae. Gene Ontology annotation, cellular component: extracellular region. The record is from RefSeq and is a predicted model, not a curated record. Gene Ontology annotation, molecular function: cytokine activity; growth factor activity.